CCUGACUUGAGAGACUCAACAGUGCCUUCGUGUCAAACUCCUGUCCAUCUGGGGAAAUUUAUCGCUGUCGCAACUUCCUCGUAUGACCCAUACUUUCCGAUUCUCAACCUGUCACUGUCGGCAUCAUUGACCUCGCUUGUUAAACUGCAAGAAUUUGUCAACCUCGCCCGCCCACGACUCCGUCCGCCUUGAUCUUCUCGAAACCAGAAUGACAAUGGCGUUGCCUGCAGGGAACGCAGUCUUUCCACGAAGCCACGUCGGUUUCGACUCCAUCACCCAGCAAAUCGAGAAGAAGCUGUUGAAGAGAGGUUUCCAAUUCAAUGUCAUCUGCGUUGGUCAAACAGGAUUGGGAAAGUCGACUUUGAUUAACACCAUCUUCGCAUCCCACCUUAUCGAUUCCAAGGGCCGCUUGCGUCCUGAUGAGCAAAGCCGUUCGACCACUGAGAUUCAGACAGUGUCCCAUGUGAUCGAGGAGAAUGGCGUCCGAUUAAGACUGAACAUUGUCGAUACCCCAGGCUACGGAGACUUGGUCAACAACGAUCGAUGCUGGGAUCCCAUCGUCAAAUACAUCAAAGACCAACAUUCGGCCUAUCUGCGGAAAGAAUUGACCGCUCAAAGAGAACGAUACAUCCAAGACACUCGCAUUCACUGCUGCCUCUUCUUCAUUCAGCCUUCAGGCCACGCCCUCAAACCCAUUGACAUUGUCGUUCUCAAGAAACUGUCUGAUGUGGUCAACGUGGUUCCUGUCAUCGCCAAGGCCGACUCGCUCACCCUUGAAGAGCGCCGUGCGUUCAAGGAGCGCAUCAAGGAGGAGUUUGCCUUCCACAACUUGAAGAUGUAUCCAUAUGACAACGAAGAGUUGGAUGACGAGGAAAGAGCCACAAACACGACUAUCAAGGAUAUCAUCCCAUUUGCUGUGGUGGGCAGCGAGAAGACAAUCAUUGUUAACGGCAAGCAAGUCCGUGGACGACAGAACAAGUGGGGCGUCAUCAACGUCGAAGAUGAGAACCACUCUGAAUUCGUCUACCUUCGAAACUUCCUCACUCGUACCCAUCUCCAGGACUUGAUCGAAACCACCAGCCAGAUCCACUACGAAACCUUCCGAGCUAAGCAGCUGUUGGCACUCAAGGAAAGCAGCGCAGGCCUGUCCGGGAGCAGACCCAUCAGCCCAGCAGCUGACCGGGAGCUGAGCAGGGGCUCGCAGCGGAUGACCAUGAAUGGAUACUAAGUCUGACUGAUCUGUGUGGUUGGAUGUGACGAGCAAAAGCGAGUGGUGGCAAAAUUCAAGGUCUUGCGGUGAAGAAUGAGCCUCGCUGAGGAUCUUGAUGUCCAUUUCCCAUGACGGGGCAAUUUCUGAUGUAGCGUCUAUUGAGAGCGGGUCUUUCGUCCUUGACAAGGUGUGGUAUAAUAUUUCUCAUGACAAUUCUUUCUAUCUUGCUGUGUCUAAAAAAUGUCUAACUAGACUCGUCUAUCGCAUUGCUGUACUCAUCAUUCGUAUCUCUGGAGGACACGACCUCUGUCGGCC
Messenger RNA from Exophiala mesophila, 1525 nucleotides. RefSeq lists its product as uncharacterized. The transcript has 4 exons. Gene Ontology annotation, molecular function: GTP binding; molecular adaptor activity; GTPase activity. Bases 209 to 1228 code for a protein of 339 amino acids. Gene Ontology annotation, biological process: cytoskeleton-dependent cytokinesis. NCBI's taxonomy places the organism in Eukaryota, Fungi, Ascomycota, Eurotiomycetes, Chaetothyriales, Herpotrichiellaceae. Gene Ontology annotation, cellular component: septin complex; septin ring; cell division site. The record is from RefSeq and is a predicted model, not a curated record.